Hibiscus syriacus is the source of this 656-nucleotide messenger RNA. Its product is annotated as protein LURP-one-related 4-like. The record is from RefSeq and is a predicted model, not a curated record. NCBI's taxonomy places the organism in Eukaryota, Viridiplantae, Streptophyta, Magnoliopsida, Malvales, Malvaceae. Bases 32 to 622 code for a protein of 196 amino acids. The transcript has 3 exons.
UCAACUUUCUCAUCUUUGUUUGAAAAUUUAGAUGGCUAAGGUUCAUCCAGCUGAAGCACACGUUUCCGAUGCCUGCAGCAUGAGCUCUGCAGGAAGGAUAACUUUCACCAUAUGGAUGAAAUCCCUUGUGUGCCACACCAAUGGCUGCACCGUCUUUGAUUUGAAAGGCCGGAUCGUGUAUCGUGUUGAAAACUACGACACCAGAGGUAGCAGUGAAGUUCAUCUCAUGGACCUCAAUGGCCAAAUUCUGUUCACAAUUCUAAAAAAGAAACUACAUAUUCUUGGAUGUUGGAAUGGAUAUAGAGGGAACUUUACUGGAAGAAAGAAGGAAAACCCUAGCUUCCAAGUCAAGAAAUACUGCAGAAUUCUCCGGAGAGUUUUGGUUUGUCAAAUUACAGUUGGGUUUAAUAAGUACUUCAUGGUUAGCUUAGGGCGCAAGAAACAAGGAUUUAAGAUUGUAAACUCGGGUGGAGAUAUUGUAGCGGAGGUGAAGCAGAAGCAAUUGUCAUCUGGAAUGGUAUUGGGGGAUGAUGUAUUAAGUCUGGAGAUAGAACCCUAUAUUGAUCAAACCCUAAUUGUUGCUCUCGUUACUGUUCAUGGAUUAAUGAAUAGGAGAUUGUAGAUAAUUGGUUUUGAUUUCAGAUUUUAUUAGAAUU